Messenger RNA from Leguminivora glycinivorella, 714 nucleotides. Its product is annotated as protein Flattop. Gene Ontology annotation, cellular component: ciliary basal body. The transcript has 4 exons. The record is from RefSeq and is a predicted model, not a curated record. The coding region runs from base 95 to 562 and encodes 155 amino acids. Gene Ontology annotation, biological process: cilium organization. NCBI's taxonomy places the organism in Eukaryota, Metazoa, Arthropoda, Insecta, Lepidoptera, Tortricidae.
GUUGAUAGGUGGUAGAUAGAUAUUUAAUGUGGAUUUUAUUACUAUUAGUGAAUUUAAGUUUUUUAGUUUACCGUGUUACAAAAAUUUGUUCAUAAUGGCAUUCAACUUUGAUAGUGGUCAGUUCAACAAGGAAUCCACACCAAAACGCCUCGGCAACUGGCAAGUCCCACGUUGGGCGCCAACGAGAGCCCGCCCCUUGGAGAUGCGACCAGACCCCAAGCCCAUAUGCGACAUCAAUGGACAUUUCCUUCCUGGCGCGCCGCGUGGCACUUCGAGGUGCUUCGGACACUUUACAGGCACGUGGGAGUUGCCUAGGAAGAUCACCAGGAAAGUUGCCGAAGAGUUAGCCCAGGAGCCACCUCACGGCAGAUUCCCAGAUUGGUUGAACCUCCGCGUGCAGCGACCCAAAGCAGCCGCAGCGGCCGCAGCGCACACGCGCGGCAAACGCUCCAAGAAGGACGAGCAGCCAGCACCUCAGCCCGCGGAGACCUUCAAACCUAAGCAAUGCCCGAUCCACAAGCACGGCCAUAAAACGAAAAUAGUUCGCAAGCUUGAACUCUAACACACCAGAAGAUCUAGAAAACAAUUAAAGUGCACAAUGGAUUAAAAUUACACUUAUUAUUUAUUACAAUUUUACUUAUUAUUUAGUAAGCUUAUUUAGUAAGGCCUUUAAAUAAUAACGGUUUACAAAUUUUACAUGUCUGAACCUAAAGG